CGCCAUUCGAUGCCUAGCCUAGUGUUUCAUAUGGAACCCUAGCCCACGCGUCAUGGCUUCUCUUCAUAAGGCUGCCAUGCCCUCUGCCAUGCCCUCUGCAAACAUUAAACGUUUGUAGACUCGUCACACCCCACCAGGAAAGUAUAACCCUGAACAGAUGCCAUGAUAACACAAAAACUCUUACCAACCACGACACCAAAUGUUGGUUUUAUUCGUGCUCGCUGUUCUUCUGCGCUGCUCCGGCGCAGAUCUGAUCCGUUCGACAGUCACACAAUGGAUUUGGCAAACAUCAAUCGUCGUCGGUGACUAUCUGUAUGUCUCGGGCGGGGAGGAGUAUGAGUCUCCAACCUCGACAUCGAUUACCAACUAUAUAAGAAACGAGAGCCUGGUUGUUGACCUGACGCGAUCAUGGACCAACCAAACAUUGACAGCGACAUCAUCAUUCCUGAGCCCCUCAGACCUUCGAACAGUGCGCCAACCAGUCUUAUUCUACGAUAAAGUGAACGACGUAAUCAAAAGAUAUGGAGGGUGGCCAUAUCUUAGCGAGGCUAUGCCAAGCGAGCUGUGGUCAUUUCCAGUGGGCGUCACCAAUCCGGCAUGGACUCUAGAAACGUCGCCAGUGACCAACGGACUGUCGGAAGGCUCACAGGGACCCAUGUCACCGGCGGCCGCGUACAGCGACACGGCCUUCUACAGCCUCGGGGGCAAUGUGCUGCGGCGUUCGAUGUUGCCGAAUCAAACGGUCCUUUCAGGGGUGGUCAGGCACGACUUUACCACGGGACUAUGGAGGAACGACACGACCGACAUCCCUGGCCAGAACAAUUAUCGCAACAUGGCAAAGGCAUUCCACGUCCCCAACUUUGGUGCCGAAGGCUUUGUCGCCUUUGUUGGAGGAGAGGCCCCGCCGACCGAGGAGUCUUUCUAUGAAGAGGGGACCUACAUGGUUGACAUGUCUGUCAUCACUCUUCUCGACGUGGCCUCGGGCACCUGGUACACCCAGGCGGCUACAGGCGACAUUCCGCCUCCAAGGGUCGAGUUCUGUGCUGUGGGAACCACAUCGGCGGAUAACUCGUCCUACGAAAUUUUCGUGUAUGGAGGCUCUACCAACAGGACUCUAGACCAGAUUCAAGCCGAUAACGAGGGCUAUCUCAAUGUGUACACCCUGUCGCUUCCAGCAUUUCAGUGGUUCAAAUCCCCGUCAAAGACUCCCGUCCGACGAGCCUGCCAUACCUGCAGCGUCAUCGGCAAUCGACAGAUGAUAUCCAUUGGCGGACGAUUCCCCAGUUCCAGACAGCCACUGGGUUUCGAUCGAGAUCCCUGGGUUGGUGGUGUAGGCGUGUUUGACAUGACCAGCUUCACCUGGACCGACUCAUACAACGCCAGCGCCGAAGUCUAUGAUUCGCCUAAAGUGGUCAAGGACUACUAUACCUCGAGCUACGAAGUGCCUGACUGGAGCGACACGAAUCUGGCAGCCAUAUUUGCUUUCUCACCUCCCGCGCAAAGUCCCGACAACACCAAUAAUGAUGAUGACAACAAUACUGGUACGGAGUCCGGCAAUGGAGCAUCACAGACAUCUCCCAGCUCGCCAGCCCCAACUGGGUCAUCCAGCACCAACGUGGGCGCAAUUGCCGGCGGGGUAGUUGCUGGCGUUGCCGUAAUGGGCAUUGUUGCAGGAUUGUUUAUAUGGCGUCGACGACGACAACGACAACGACUACAAUCACAGCCACUACACCAACAAUACACACCUACAAUGCAAGGAGGCGCAAUCGGCCAUUUCGAUAAACAUGGGAUGGAACUUAGUCCGUCGUCGAUACACGAUCCCAACUUUCCAGGAUACCCACAGAAUCAAACCUGGUCGGAACUCGAUACGACGCCAGCCAAAAAGCAUGGGCAGCCGCAGAUCGGUGCGGUUGAACUGCCCGCUGCGGGACAUGCAAGGUGAAUGAAUGUGUACCAACGAAUGAAAAUGGGUUGGCUCAUGGACUAGAUCGAGAAACCAAGGAGCACAUCGGAGAGCAGAAGAUGCGAUGUGUUCUACACUAUGCUCACAUCUGGUAGUCAAUUGGGACUCGAGAGGACGCCUCUAUUGUGGCAAGAGAGAAUGAAUUUUGGAUCCUAUAUCUUUAGUACUCAAACGAC
Messenger RNA from Exophiala mesophila, 2139 nucleotides. RefSeq lists its product as uncharacterized. The transcript has 5 exons. The record is from RefSeq and is a predicted model, not a curated record. The coding region runs from base 200 to 1942 and encodes 580 amino acids. Gene Ontology annotation, molecular function: protein binding. Lineage: Eukaryota; Fungi; Ascomycota; Eurotiomycetes; Chaetothyriales; Herpotrichiellaceae.